Messenger RNA from Camelina sativa (false flax), 746 nucleotides. Its product is annotated as Ribosomal protein S24e family protein. The record is from RefSeq and is a predicted model, not a curated record. Gene Ontology annotation, biological process: translation. Gene Ontology annotation, cellular component: ribosome. NCBI's taxonomy places the organism in Eukaryota, Viridiplantae, Streptophyta, Magnoliopsida, Brassicales, Brassicaceae. Gene Ontology annotation, molecular function: structural constituent of ribosome.
GUCUCUUUCUUCUACCCGAGCGGACGGACGAACACUCAAAAGCUUUGCCUGAGAUCUUCUCACUUAGAGAUCCUUGAGAAAUCGCAACAAUGUCGGAAAAGGCCGUCACCAUCCGAACCAGGAAGUUCAUGACCAACAGACUUCUCUCAAGGAAGCAGUUCGUUAUUGAUGUUCUUCACCCCGGAAGAGCCAAUGUUUCAAAGGCUGAGCUGAAGGAGAAGCUAGCAAGGAUGUACGAGGUCAAGGACCCAAAUGCAAUCUUUGUUUUCAAAUUCAGAACCCACUUUGGAGGUGGUAAAUCAUCCGGCUUUGGUUUGAUCUAUGACACUGUUGAGAGUGCCAAGAAGUUCGAACCCAAAUACAGACUGAUCAGGAACGGUCUUGACACUAAGAUUGAGAGAUCAAGGAAACAAAUGAAGGAAAGGAAGAACAGAGCUAAGAAGAUCCGUGGUGUUAAGAAGACAAAGGCUGGUGAUCCCAAGAAGAAGUGAGAUCCUCAAGACAGAAUCUUCAUCUUGUGGGUUGUCGUUGAUCUGCAAUGUCACCUUUUUAUGGUAUUUGUCUGCUGUUAGAUCGUUUCUCCAACUAGACGUCUUUCGGUUUAUUUUGUUUCUGUCAACUUUUGUUUUGAGUUUAGUGAAACAUAUAUGAUCUAAGGUUUUGUUCAAUACAUCUUCUUAUUCAAACUCUUUCUUGUCUAUUUCCACCAUUUUGAUUGCAAAUGUGAGUCUCUGGCCGUUGUUGAA